Molecule: messenger RNA, 1558 nt
Organism: Helianthus annuus (common sunflower)
Lineage: Eukaryota; Viridiplantae; Streptophyta; Magnoliopsida; Asterales; Asteraceae
Exons: 9
Coding region: 1-1449 (482 amino acids)
Source: RefSeq, a predicted model, not a curated record
AUGGUCCUUGCUGACCUCCGUGAAGGGAGUACCGGCCCCAUCACGGUUAUGGUUUGCAGAAAGUGGGACGUCACAAGUGUCAAUGGACGCUACAUGAGCACCGACUAUGUCGUCAGUGAUAUAAAGGGAGGUGUGAUGCAUUGUACCGCCCGAAAUAACAUUGCACACUACUUCUUUGACAAGCUCAAAGAGGGCGGGAUAUAUUUACUCAAGGGUUUUAUAGUCCAGAGCACCGAUCAAUACCGGAUUCUAAAAGACAGCCCCUUUGUUAUCGGGUCGAAUGGCUCCACGACUGUUAAGAGGGUUGACGAUGCCAGUGGUUCAUUUACGCGCUACCCGUUCUUACUUACGGCGUUUGAGGACCUCGAACCAACAGAGGGCAAGUAUUUUGUAGUCAUGUUUGUAAAUUGCAUCAAUACCGGAGAAGACGGAGCGUAUCUGCCACAUUCAAGCAUCCUCCCUUUCAUUAUGCAACCUGUGACUGAAUAUCGGAAGACACCUGCCAACAUGAAGAAAACCACUGCUGUUGCUAACUGUUCAGAAAGUUUGGCGACUCUUGAAGAAAUAUUACACCAUGGUCGAGAAAAUAAGAAACACACGAAUGCUGAGUUCAAUUGUCGUGUGGUGAUUAAAGGCGUACGUAAUAGCGAAGAGUGGUUCAGUCUUAUGUGUGGAGGAGGAAAAUGCAUGAAAGGUGUAUCGCGUGAUCACGGGGAGCUGUGGUGUGUUGGCUGUGAAAACCCAGUUAUGUUUCCCCGAGCAAGGUUCCAUCUUGAACUUGAUGUGCUCGAUUCCACGGCAAAAUCGGUCAUCGUGUGCUUCGAUGACACUGCACAGAUUCUAACAAGCACCACUGCUCAGUCUAUACUCAAUGUGGAAUCGGGUCUCUCGCAUAUCUACACCGUUUAUUCCGAAAGCAUCCAGGAUAACUUCACUCCAGUCAUGAUACAGAACUCUAACGGUAGCAUCUCAGCGCUCCCAAACUGCUUACACUCACUUGUGGGCACCACCCGAACCAUCCAAGUUGACACAUCCACAUACUACCAUCAUGGGGCCUUUGAGAGCUACAAAUGCAAGCGUGUGCUCCCAGACGAAACCAAUUGUCAAUCCGUUGGAUCUACCACUCCUACUCCCAUGACUAGGAAAGGUAAAGGGGUGAUGACAAUACCAACACCGAUUAAGCUCAAAGAAACAAUCAGAAAGUACAUCCCUACUUAUGAAGGUUCUGAUUCAGAUGGUUUUGUGGGUAGCGCUCCAGGUGAAAGCCCUACAGGUUCUUAUUCAGAGAUGGUUCUGUGGGUAUCGCUCCAGGUGAAAGACAAGAAACUACUAAGGGGAACGUCGACUACAUGGCGAUGCAUUAGCGGCAGAAGAUUUCGUGAAUUAUUGAAUAAAACCGGAAGCUUUACGAACUCCUUUAAGUUUUUUUCCUGUAAUGUAUGUUUUUAGACUUGGCAUACAUGUUUGUUCUUAAACAGAUUCCGCAAACAAAGUUUCCUGUGCUAUGCACGCCUUAAAUUUUGUGUGGCCGGCUUAUGGUACAAGCUCUUAUCACGUU